Messenger RNA from Nanorana parkeri, 874 nucleotides. It is a transcript of the gene ARL2, whose product is annotated as ADP ribosylation factor like GTPase 2. NCBI's taxonomy places the organism in Eukaryota, Metazoa, Chordata, Amphibia, Anura, Dicroglossidae. The record is from RefSeq and is a predicted model, not a curated record. Gene Ontology annotation, molecular function: GTPase activity; GTP binding. Gene Ontology annotation, cellular component: cytoplasm; microtubule cytoskeleton. The coding region runs from base 77 to 631 and encodes 184 amino acids. Gene Ontology annotation, biological process: protein folding. The transcript is spliced from 5 exons.
AGCAGACCGCCGUCUGUCAUUGGUCAGGUAUUACAGCGGACUGCGUAACACGGAAGAGGUCACAUCUCUGGUGAACAUGGUGCUGCUGACUAUCCUGAAGAAGCUGAAGCAGAAGGAGCGGGAGGUCCGCCUUCUCAUGCUAGGUUUAGAUAAUGCUGGAAAGACUACGAUUCUGAAGAAGUUUAAUGGCGAAGAUAUAAACACCAUUUCUCCAACGUUGGGAUUCAAUAUUAAAACACUGGAGCACAGAGGAUUCAAACUGAACAUGUGGGAUGUUGGAGGACAGAAAUCUUUGAGAUCCUAUUGGAGGAAUUACUUCGAGAGCACAGAUGGUUUGAUCUGGGUGGUCGACAGCGCAGACCGUGCAAGGUUGCAGGAUUGUGCACAAGAAUUGGCUGGGCUUUUACAGGAAGAGAGGUUAUCAGGAGCAACGUUACUGGUAUUUGCCAAUAAGCAAGAUUUGCCGGGUGCAUUAUCUAAAGAUGACAUCCGCGAGGCACUGGAGCUGUGUAACAUUAAGACCCACCACUGGUGUAUACAAGGAUGCAGUGCAGUGACUGGAGAUAACCUCCUGAUAGGGAUAGACUGGAUACUGGAUGACAUCUCUAGCCGAAUCUUUACAGCUGACUGAAGGGAACGCGGUAGAAGAAAGAAGCAAGUGGUGAAAGAAGGAGCAUAUGGCCUAUUUAUUUAAUAUUUAUUUAACUGCUUUAAAUCAUAACACCGCUAUGGCAGUCAGGCAUAACUAAAUGAUAAGUAGGUUUUGUAAUGAGAAGCAAGUUAGAAAUGGUGCAUAUAUUUCACUGACACUGAACAUUUAGGAGUCGGUAUACAGCUCUAUAAUAACUUCCUGAAAAGCUAUGUCAGUGAUGAA